Messenger RNA from Acytostelium subglobosum LB1, 1878 nucleotides. RefSeq lists its product as hypothetical. The record is from RefSeq and is a predicted model, not a curated record. Gene Ontology annotation, molecular function: enoyl-CoA hydratase activity. Gene Ontology annotation, cellular component: mitochondrion. NCBI's taxonomy places the organism in Eukaryota, Evosea, Eumycetozoa, Acytosteliales, Acytosteliaceae. The transcript is spliced from 4 exons. The coding region runs from base 1 to 1878 and encodes 625 amino acids. Gene Ontology annotation, biological process: fatty acid beta-oxidation.
AUGAGUAGAUCAACCAGAGACAUUGGCGGCAGACUGAAGAAGACGGGCGUGACCGAGAUCAAGCUCACCGGCAACUACACCAGAGCAGACAUCGAGCGAAUCGCUCAGCAAGACAGCAACACUCUCCAACGCUACGGCGCCAACGCCAGAAUAGAGGUCGUGCUCGACUACGGCAACCAUCAAUAUCGAUCAGGCAAGUUCACCAAGGUAGGCGAGCCGAUCAUCAUGUUUGAUCCUCACGAGUACGAUGGUGCGCCGAUAGCAGAGCCUGACACAUUCAAAUCGUUCUACAUCUACGUACAUCAAGCAAAGGGCAAGGCAGGAGGCUGCAAUGGCGAAUGGAACAACUGCCUCUACCACUGUCUCCUCGACGCCUAUCCCGAGCAGGUCACAGAGCACUUUGGCAAACCAUCGCGCCUCAAGUUGUUCCUCGAUCUUGACGUCAAGCAAAAGGUCUCGAUCAAGCGGAUCCCAGAACUCGAGGCCAGACUCAACAUCAGAAUCAAUGUCAAAGGUGAUCACUGCUACGCCUCGGCCAGCAAGGCAACCAGAGAGGUCAACCUAAUACUAACCAACACGCACUACAAGCUAGACAAGGAGGGCACCUACGUCGGCAAAGGCAUCAGACAUACACGACACAAAGAUAGAGACGUCUACAUCAAGCCAAUCGUAUUCAAGUAUCUCAAAGGCGAGCAGGUGCAGCUCUACGAUGACGGCGAGUACAUGACCAUCAGCCUAGAGCAGUUCAUCAACAGCAAGAGACGUAAGUACCAAGACAAAUGUGAGUACAUCCGUAUCCUCUCUGGCAAGUCCAAUCCCAAGAAGCUAAAGAAUCGCCAGGCUAUGUUUGUUGAAUCAGUGAUCAAAUCAGUACCAAACACGACCAACUAUCAAGUAUUGAUCAGAUAUGGCGAGAACCCAACAUCCAAACUUACAAUCCAUGCUCGAAUGGUAGAUGAACCAAAUGGAAUUGGAAUAUGUAUUGUCAGAGAUCAGAACAUGGAUAGAGAUAUCAAUAGGAUUAGAGUGAUCACAGGUCAUCUUACUGCCAAUACAACUGCGGCAACAGGUGUUCCUGUCACUGUAACUACACCUUAUGAGACUAUACUGUUCAAUGUGAACUUGGAGAAACGUGUCGGUAUCAUUCAGUUCAACAGACCAACUUCAAUGAACUCAAUCAGUGACAAGCUUGUCGAUGAGUUCUUGGAUGCACUCAACAGAUUGGACAAUGAUGGCAGAGUGAACUCUAUUAUCAUCACUGGCAACGACCGUGCCUUUUGCUGUGGCGCAGACAUCAAAGAGUUGGUACACGUUGGCUAUGAGUCAAUUAGCAAGAGUGGCAACAUGAUUGAUAGGAUCACAUGGAUGGCAAGGACUACAAAGCCAAUCAUUGCUGCUGUUGGUGGUCUGGCACUUGGUGGUGGAUGUGAGAUUGCCCUGCUGGCAGACAUUGUCGUCGCCAGUGAGAAGGCUCGUUUUGGUCUGCCAGAGAUCAAGAUCGGCACGAUCCCCGGUGCAGGCGGCACGCAGCGUCUUACAAAGGCCGUAGGAAAGUCCAAGGCAAUGGAGAUGAUCCUUACAGGCCGUAUGAUGGACGCCGCCGAGGCCAAGUCAUACAACUUGGUCAGUCGCGUCGAGAAGGACCAGCAAGCAGUGAUGGAGGCGGCGAUGGCCAUCGCUGCCGACAUUGGCUCAAUGUCAUUGCCCAUUGUCACCAUCGCAAAGAAAGCAAUCAAUCGUUCAUUCGAGACCAAUCUCACCGAGGGUAUGAACGCCGAGAACGACCUCUUCCUCUCGACCUUUGCCUACGACGACCGCAAAGAGGGCAUGGAUGCAUUUACAAAGAAGCGCAAACCGGUCUGGAAGAACAAGUAUUGA